Phialemonium atrogriseum is the source of this 837-nucleotide messenger RNA. RefSeq lists its product as uncharacterized. The coding region runs from base 169 to 558 and encodes 129 amino acids. The transcript has 3 exons. The record is from RefSeq and is a predicted model, not a curated record. Lineage: Eukaryota; Fungi; Ascomycota; Sordariomycetes; Cephalothecales; Cephalothecaceae.
UCGCUACAGGGAAGCCAGCGAGUACCCUUUUAUCAGAUUCCUUCCAUCCUACCUCGCAAUAUCCCCCCGAGUCUUUCCCCCGAUACUGUCACUUAGCCUUUCAAGCCCGCAAGAAACAACAGAUAUCCAUCCACUCUCAUCGUAGAAACACGCUCAAACCACUCCAUCAUGUACAUUCAAGUUCCCAGCAUUCAAAGCGUACUCACCGCAGGCCUAGCCCUGACUGGCACGCUAACCAAACCUUCCACGGUUGCUGAAGGCAAGGUCAUGGACUACGCUGUCGAGAAAUGCCACGACGAUGAUGGCAACACACGCUGCUCCAAGCCGUUCCUAGUCACGAAAUCUACGUGCUACAAGAUCGAGUGGAGCACCGAGGGCGCGCUCACGCAUACUACAGCCGAGGUGCGCGACGCCGGGUCCGACGAGCUGGUGUACUACCGCGAUACCGAUGGGGAAUGGACUCCAAAGAAGGGCGAGCUGGUGUAUUUGGACUUUAAGCCCAAAGUCGUGGGGACAGGGAAUGAUACUAUCGAGUAUAAGGUCCUGACCUGUGAAUAAGAGGUUGGGUUUAGGCCUUGGGGACUUUGUUACAUUAAUAAGAGGUCUAGAAAUAUAGGCUUAAUGUAGACAGCUUCAAAACAAACUAAACCUUUUUUCUUAGACUCUAAUUAUUAUGUAGGACUAGAAGAAUCACAAGGGGGCUGAAGUGUUCCUACAGGGUACAGUUCGUUGCUGAUACCCGCAGGACCCUUCUAUUUUCAAUGAUGGAUCCUCAACUUACCUAACCAGUCCAGUAGAAAUUACUCGUAGGCUUCAUCUCUGUAUCGUGGACUGUAG